ACAGAGGUUUUGAAACAUGCGUCCUAAUCUUUAGGACUCUGGGCCCACCAGUCUGUUUUUACUUUAUGUUUCUGCUCGUCUGGCUAUGUGUCUAUUAUGUGUCUAUUUAGACAUGCAUCUUGUGGCCAAGACGAGUUUCAAAGCUGCGUUGCGGCUGAGCGUGUCUUGAACUCCUGACCUUUCACCUCGGACCUGUCAGGAUUACAGGCAGGCUCUCUCUCUACCCCUCUGCAAUUUUCACUAGUCUUUUUCCAUCGAGUAUGGCCCGGGACCAUAAUGAAUACCAUUAAGACGAAGGUCCUCCAAUGGCCCAGAGCGUCGCUUCCUUUGUUUGUUUGGGGCAGGAAGAACCUAGAGUAGAGCGUGGUGACGUCACUUCCGCGUGCUUCUUAUUGAGGAGCCGCUGUGCGCGUGAGGCAGGCGCAGGCUGAGGCUUCCGGCGGCCGGGGGGUUCUUCGAGGCUCCAGUCAGCUGCGUGGUUCUGCGCCUGUGGCUUCGGGAGCAAGGGCUGCCGUGAGUUGGUUUUCCUGAGGGAGCCCAGGAAAGCCGGGCCGGGGCGGUGGCUGCAGGUUGUAACUGGCCAGCAAAACCUGCUGGAGUCGCGUGUCUCACCGCGGCAGGGCAGCGAGGAGGAGGCCUGAGGCCUUAGCGCCUGUCGGCCGGGCAGCGAGCAGGCCUUGGUUCUUCUCGCCCCUCAGCUGGGCAGCGAGGCCUACCGUGUUUGGGACUCCUUGCUUGGGCAGCGAGGUCUUGAGUCCUUACCACUCCUUGGCUAGGCCGCGAGACCUACCACCGCCUUUGUGUCCCGUGGCCGGGCAGGAAGCUUUGGGCCUUUGGAGCCCUUGCUAGGGACGGGAGUCCUGUCACCAUUGUGCUCUUGGGUGUUAUAGGCUAGACCUUCCACUUGUGGUUUUGUGCUUUGUGCUUCUUGGCAGGGCGGCGAGGGCCUCUCGGUUUCUGAGGACCCGUGUGCUCUAAGAUGGCCGCCCCUACUAGGCCUCCCAGCCCUAUGCAGUCACUUCGGGAAGAAGCAGUCUGUGCCAUCUGUCUGGAUUACUUUAAGGAACCUGUGUCCAUUGGCUGUGGGCACAACUUCUGCCGAGGGUGUGUGACCCAGCUGUGGGGCAAGGAAGAUGAACAGGACCAGGCACAGCCUGCUGUAGGGGACCACGUCAUUAGAGAGGUUUUGUUUCAUAGGUACACAGAACAGGAGGUGUUUCAGCACCGAGCACAUGCUGGACGCUGGGUUGGUCAUAGCCGUAGAAGGCACCGGGGCAACGCAGACUCUGUGUGGGAUGAUGAGGAAGAAGACUGGAACGGUUUACAAGGAUUGGUACAUGACCUGAGAAUUAGGGUUUUUCCAGAAGAAAGAGAUGAACACCCCCACAAUGGCCACCAAUACCAUCAAUAUGGCCGCUACCGCCGCCGUCCAAUCUUUCGCCGUGGUCCUCCUCCACAUCCGUCUGUUCGUCGGCAGCUCUAUCCAGAUGUACGAGUACGUUCUCCACCUCGUCCCACACCACAAGUCUUCAGCUGCCCACAAUGCCGAAGGACUUUUCCAAGUCGCAGUUUUCGACCCAAUUUGCAGCUGGCCAACAUGGUCCAUAUAAUUCGCCAGAUUUGCCAUACUCCAUGAAAUUAGCAAAGCAUGUGCUCUAAAUAUGAGGAAGCCCCGGAGCUCCUCAGUGAGGUAGAAAAAAAAAGCCCAUCUGUAUGGCAUGUCUAGAUUCCUAGCAUCACAAAAAUAACAAUGUGGUGCCAUUGGAUGAAGUACUUAAAACAAGGAACAAACAACUGAGAAACUUGUAGUACUUUGCAGUCUCAGUGCUACCCCAGUUUUGGGGAGAGAUUAAAAAAAUUCCAAAUUUUAUCAGUGCCUGCAGCUUUAAGUGAGAAAUAAGAGUAGUUGGGUAUGUAGCUCAGUAGCAGAAUGCUUGUUUACCUAGGGUGUUUCAUCCCCCACUUUCCAGUUUAUUUUAAAUUAAUGACUAUCAACCUUCAGUUUUAGAAAAUAUUAGGCCUUUGUUGUUAUUAGCUGAGAAUUUACUUACGGGAUUGAGGAAAACUGCUUUGCUUAGCUUCAAAAUUAGGCUUUCAGAACUGAAUGUUUUCAUGAGCCUGGUAUUUGAUUACUUAAAAUAUUUUUGAGGUUGUUAGUAGCUGAUUUGGGAAUAUUAUAGGAAUCUGUGCCAGUAGUUUUAUAGUAAUGCCAUACUUAGAUUUUUAGCAAAAGUUAAAAGUUAUCAAGAUACACUGUGCUAUGUUUGUGUAUUGCUUUGGAAAUCUUCAGGUUUUCUGUCGUCAUAAGCUAAGGAAGAGUAUGCUUAGUUCAAGUUUGCUUUUGAAGAUGUGGAGAUCUUUCAAUGUUUCUGUUAGAUCUAAAAUUCCUUGCUCAUUAACGAGAACUGCAUUCAGCAUUUGGACAAUAAUUCCAACAUUAGGGAACCAAUGAAAAAUUAAAGCUGAAAAUAUGAAACUUUGAAAAAUUAAAACUUUUAGCCAAAUUUUGACACUGAAAUGCAUUGGCUCUGAAAUGGCAAUAGGGAAAUAUUAACAUUUUCCAUGUGAAAUAUUUAAAGGAAAACUUGCCAAAACCAGCAUAAAUAGAUACAUGUUAGCAGAUUCUUAUAAAAAGUGCCUAAUUUUGUUGGCCCAGAACCAAAUUUAAGAGCCAGAUUUAUGAAUAUUUUAUCUUUAAAUUUAAGUUAAUAUACAAAAUAUUGGCUUUUAUUAUGAGAAUUUCAUACUUUUGUAUCAUUGUACUUUGCUCAUAUUUGCUCCUCUGUUGUACUUUUCUCCCAGCCAGUCUCCUUCAGAUCACAUGAUGUCAGAUACAAAACAUUACUAAGCCUAAAUUCUAAAGGAGAAACAUCACCCUUUAUUGCAACCCCAACUUCCUUCCCUUUAGAGCCACCUUUUCCUGUGUAGUCACCUUUUAUCAAUGCUAUUUCAAGAAAAAAAAAACCUAGAAUAUUCAGAAAUACUUUAGGUAGUUUGUUUAUGACAAGUUAAAAAUCUAUAUGUAGUAGCUUUGAAAGGAUAAAUGUGUUUUACUUUGUCCAGUUUUUACUGAAUAGGUUCAAGAAGACUUUGUAGAAUUUAAAUAAGUCUGAUUGUUUUGAGUAGAAGCUUAAAGAGAAACUUUGUGUAAACUGUAAAUGCAGAUGUGCAUUGCAUUUAUUUUUCAAUUUUCUUACAUUUUUGUUUCUGUUCUUAUUUUUCCCUUGCUUUGCUUAACUGGAAGGAAAUGAUUAAUGCCUUGUUAAAAGUGACUUAAAGUUUUAUUGUAUUUUAUACAGUAUUCAGUAAAGACAAAUUUAAGUUUCACAGUGACAUGCUUAUAGUAUCUGAAUAAAGUUAUUUUAAAAUUAAAGAGAUUGAAUGAAAAUUUAAUUUAAAAGAAUAAAUGUUGAAAGAAGUAGACAAAUAUAGUAAAUAUUGAAGACAAGAUGAUCAAAAAAUCUAAUGAUAUCAGAGCCUGCAAAUAGUAUUCCUAUAGAAGAGUAACAAUUAUCUAAAUUAGAAUCAGAAUGGCCUCCAUUCCUGUGGAUGUUGAAUAUGCUUGGCCAUGGGAAGUGGUACUAUUAGGCAAUGUGGUCUUGUUGGAGGAAGUUGGUUACUGUCAGGGUGCGCUUUAAGGUCCUAUGCUAAGUUCCACCUAGGGCAGAAGAGAUGAUUCUCCCGUUGCCUGCAGAAGAGAGUCUUCUGGCUGCCUUUUGAUCAAGAUACAGAACUUUUGUCUCUUCCAAUGCCAUGUCUGUCUGGAUGCUGUCAUGCUUCCUGCUUUGAUGAUAAUGGACUGAACCUCUGAAACUAAGCCAGCCUCAAUUAAAUGGCCUUUAUAAGAGUUGCCUUGAUCACAGUAAUGAAACCUUAAGACAAUUCCUAAAAACCACAAUUUUGAAACUAAAUUUCAAUGUAAGAAGAUAGUUCACAUCACUGUUUUUAUAGGAACUUCUGAAUCCUGAGGGCUAAGGUUGUUAAAGGGAUAUGCAUUAUAAGCUGGGAACCAAGCCUUCAGUACACAAAUCUAUAAACAACACUUCUACUUAAACCACAAUGCAUAGCAAACAAAAGCGUGGCAAAAAAAUGAUCAGAGAAUGGGAAAGUUGGCGAGAUGGUCUAAAAUUAAGCUAAUAAAUGCAAAUGUAGCAUAUCCAUGCUUUUCCUUAUUGGAAAACAUUAAGCACUUGAUAUAUAAUUUCAUAUAAAAGGAAAUAAAAACUUGCAGUUAUAUCCGAUUCUGAGUUUUUAAAGCUACAAAUGAAAAACAGUUAUAAGAAAUUCUACAUAAAUACUACACAGAUCCAAUUAUAAGAUGUUAUGCUAUGUUAGGAAAAUUGAGUCUAUUGUGUUCUCUCCUGAGUCCGUUGUCAAGAUAAAGCAAAUGUACUUAAGCAAUUUGUUAAAAUUGGUCCUUCGUCCUAGGGUUUCUAUUGUAUGAACAAAACCCAAUGACAACCCC
Arvicanthis niloticus (Nile rat) is the source of this 4465-nucleotide messenger RNA. The record is from RefSeq and is a predicted model, not a curated record. Lineage: Eukaryota; Metazoa; Chordata; Mammalia; Rodentia; Muridae.